AUGUUCUCGGUCCUCUCUUAUGGCAGACUGGUGGCCCGCGCCGUCCUGGGGGGGCUCUCUCAGACCGACUCCCGCGACUACAGCCUGGUGACGGCACGCUGUGGCUUCGGCAAGGACUUCCGCAAGGGCAUUCAGAAGAAGGGCUGUGCGUACGGCGAUGAUGCCUGCUUCGUGGCCCGACACACGCCUCCGCGACGUCCUGGGGGUGGUAGAGAACUGGGCAGAAUGGGGCCUUCUAAAGACUGUGCGCAAGGCAAGCUCAAGGCAGCAGCCCUUGGUGCUAUACGCCAGCUGUUGGCCUUGCUUUCCAACAUACAUAGCGGUCGUCCCACACGGUUCAGCGUGUUGCCGUUUGCUCACUCGGAGGUUGCUCCUGUGUCUAAAGCGCAUUACGUUGAUGGGGUAGCAGAUGGCGUUGGUGGCUGGCGGGACUAUGGUGUUGACCCUUCUCAGUUCUCAGGGACUCUCAUGCGCACUUGUGAACGCUUGGUAAAAGAAGGACGGUUUGUACCAAGCAAUCCUGUUGGGAUUCUUACCACAAGCUACUGUGAGCUGCUGCAGAACAAAGUACCUUUGCUUGGGAGCAGCACAGCUUGCAUUGUAGUUCUAGAUCGAACAAGUCAUCGUCUACACACAGCAAACUUGGGGGAUUCAGGAUUUUUAGUAGUCAGAGGUGGAGAAGUAGUGCACCGAUCGGAUGAACAACAACACUACUUCAACACUCCGUUUCAACUGUCAAUAGCCCCACCAGAAGCUGAAGGAGUUGUCUUCAGUGACAGCCCAGAUGCAGCAGACAGUACUACCUUUGAUGUCCAGCUGGGAGAUAUCAUUCUGACAGCCACAGAUGGGCUCUUUGACAACAUGCCUGACUAUAUGAUCCUCCAGGAGCUAAAGAAACUAAAGAAUUCAAAUUAUGAAAGCAUACAACAGACAGCAAGAAGUAUUGCUGAGCAAGCUCAUGAACUGGCAUAUGAUCCAAAUUACAUGUCUCCCUUUGCACAGUUUGCAUGUGACAAUGGACUGAAUGUAAGAGGUGGAAAACCAGAUGACAUCACCGUCCUCCUUUCAAUAGUAGCUGAAUAUACAGACUGAUGGGCUGAAAGCAUCAGCUGUUGAUGACUUGCGUGUUUCCUACCGUUCCAGCUUCAUACAUACUGUUUCCUGCUGGCAGGAUGUCUUUCUCUGCAGCUGAACUCAGUGGCUAUUAUGUGUUCCAUCCAUUGCCUGUUUUAAGAUGCAGUCAAGAUCUCCAUCAAAACCGACUACUAGAAUACACUGGGGUACAUCUGCCAGCAAGAAAUGAAAAUUUCAAUACUUGAAGCUUGUCUUUUCAAAGUUCAGUAGUAAUUAUUGUGUAGUAGUGGGGAAGGGAGGGGGAUAAUCAUGGUUAUGGCGCUGAAGAAAGUGAGCAGCAAAUAAGUAGAAAUUGGCGGUCAUUCAAAACUAGAUAUGUUGUUUAACAUCGACAAGGAGAACCUCCAUGAGGGCACAGUUACCUUGCUGUAGAAAAUGCCCAUUUUUAAUCUCCAAAAGGUCACAAAGCAUUGUGUAACGAGCAUGGUAUGUUUAAAUUAUAUUUGAGGCUUGUUUUUAUAUGAAUUCUUCAGAGGCAGUUGAGUGCACUGAGCCUCUUGGUAUAUGUGGUGUUAGCCCAGGAACUUUGUCUGUUACUGAAUUUUGAAUCACAGAUUUAGUUUGUGAAAUGUGUUGUGUAUGUGAGUGAGUGAAUGAGUGUGUGUAUGAGUAUGUGAGUGUCUGUAAGAGAAUAGUGAGAGUAGAAAGGUGCUUAACUGUUAUCAUACAGCUGGAUGUUUGGCAUAUCAUUUAUUCACAUGGGGCUCUCUGCUAGCUGGAUUUUUCCUUUGAGAAAAUAACUUUCUAAAGCUCUUUCUAUUGUAGUGAAGUCUGAAGAAGCCAGGGUGCUGAGAAUUUGGGAUGGCAUGUGUGCAAAGUAUCCUGAUCUGGCUUUAUAUGUUGCAGUAGCUAUGAAUGGUGGGAUACAUUUAGGUGAUGGGUCCUUGGCUCUGAAUCUUUCUGAGUUUAAGGAAUGUUUUAGUGUCUUUAAAACAUGCCUCUGCUUGUACUCUUGCAACAAGAGUAACUGCACAUGUGCAAAAAAAAACCCCACACAUGAAUGAGCAGCAUUGACAUUGUAGUAGUCGGUAUAUAGGAUUUCCAGAAUGAACUUCAAUGUUGUUUACAGGUAUCUUAUAGCCAUUUUGCAAUAUGACAUUUGUUUUCAUUUACAUUCAGUCCAGUUUCUUCAGUAGCUACAACCUUCCCUCCUCUUUUUUUAAAAAAAACAUCAUGUAAAAACAGAUAGCUGUAAAGAUAUAUAUAUUUUGGUCAGUUUUUCAUAACUUUUUUGCUGGUAGAAAAGUACUUAGAAAUGAAAAGCCAUGUUUUAUAUAGCAGUUGGUUAAUGUUGAUGUUUAGAUGAUGAGCUUGGCCAGUAAAGAAAUCUUAAUCUUUUUUAAAAACAUGAAAAGGGGGAUUUACUGCCAGGUUUAUUGUAUUAAAACUGUACGUUUGAGGUUACCUCAGCCUGUUUUAAAUAUUUUUUGUGGUUGUACUGUAUAUUUGCAUAAUUGUGUCAAGCUUUUAUUUAUAAUUAUGUAACAUGUACCAUGUACAUGUCACUAUUUCAAUGCAUCCUUCUUCUAACAGUCAUUUCAUUUACCAUGAGAAUGGGCGAAAUAAUUUGGAAGCUCGUUGAUCUACCUUUUUUAAAAUUGGCAUGAUGAUUUUUCUUAAAUCACCUUUAAUUAUUUUUUUGUCAGAAUGCCUUAACCAUUUAGCUUGACAAAUUUUUUUGGGCAUGGAUACAGGGUGGAAUAAAAUAAAAUGAAGAAAAUCAUAGUGCUAUGAUUCAAAGAUGUGGCAAACAGUAACUUUGCACAAACCAUUUCAAUCCCUUGUACUACUUACCACUGAACAAAUUGUACCUGUGUAUGUUCAAUUAGAAGGAAUGUAUAAAUGCUGCAGUACCGAUAUUUUUGUUUCUGCUUUGCCAGAGGAGCAGUUGCCCUUCAUUUGAAUUUAUUUUGCAUUUUUCAUUUGCCAAUGUUCACUGUUGCAGUUCCUCCUCAUUAGAAUAAGCACUGUUGAGUUUUACUGACUGCACCUUCCAGUUGCCGCCCCAUCUCUUUGGCUUUGGCCUGCCCCUGAAUUGGUGCCUCGGUAGAGCAGGACAGUCUCCCUGCUGCUUCAGAAUCUCUUCCAGCCUUGCUGUGGGUGCCCAUCCAUUGAACAGGUGCAGAGCGGACGGUGCUUCUUUGGCAUCCUCCAGUGGUCAUGGCCUCUAGCUUUUUGCCCUGUGUAGUGUCAGGGAUCUUGAAUCCUACCCCCAAGUAGUUGAACUGGAACACUUGGUGGGGUUCACUUUAUUGGCCUUGCUUUGCCUACAGCGCUUUCUAGUUGAGCAGUCUGUAUAAAGCCAUUUGUCUCUUACAUUUUUUAUGAUGAUCAAAUUGAGUUUUUAAACUUGCAGAUACUUCAGUCCCCCUUCCCAUCACUGGACACCAAAGACCAGUACAGUUUAUAGCUUUUUGCCAUCUAUUUUUUAAAGCAAUACUGUAUUAUAAAGAAUUACUAUUUCUAUGGCACGCUUGAUUUUUUUUCCAUAUUAAGAUGUGCACUCAAACAUAAAACCUAAUUUCUUCCUAUGAACUUAAGCUGUCUGCGCACAAAUUUUUUUACAAAAGAAGGCAAGACUUAAAAACCCUUUUAUCAGUACUCAAAAGCAGUAGCAUGUUUCCUAGGAACUUGACUGGUGUUCUGAUUUGGUAUAGAGAAGGCAUUCCAUUUUGUGUUCUCUUAAAUUGGGGAAAAACGGAAGUGGAAGCUGAAGAGAAAUCAAAUAUCAGAAUUGCUUUAUAGAGAAUCUGGAAGAACCAACUUUGCAUGGCAUUAACCUGCUUUACCUAGUAAAGCAUAGCAGCUGUAUGAUUUGCCUGCUGGUAAUGUCUGCAGUUGGGUUACUACAUAUGAGGUAGAUUACUAUGAUGAUAUCCAUAUUAAUGAAGGAGCUUGAAGUCCAUGGUUCCUUAUUAUUUUAACUGUCAUUGGGAGAACGGAAACAUCCUGCAUUGGGUUCAAACUUGCACUGAAUGGCACACCAUAAACCAAAUGACCCUGCAGGUUCCCUCCCUUGUUGCCCUUGAGGGUUGGGAACUUUCCAGAUCAGUGGGUGAGAUGGUGCUCCAGGGGCAAAAUGCAAUCUGCAGAGACUGCUGUCAUGCCCUGCCCUUUCCCUCCAGUGGAGAGCCUUUGCUGGAUGCCAGUUCCUCCUGCAAAUUGAAGGGGCUCUUCUGUUUCUGGAGGGGUAGCUCUGGAUCCAAGCCCCUGUUUCCCUCCAAAAGUUGUGAUUUCUGCAACAAAUAAUAAGAUAGGAAAAAGCACCCUCAAUCACAGAAUGCUCCAGUGAAAAGAAAGACACUGUGAUUGGAAUUGCUACUUGGGUAGUGGGUUGCUUUUUCCAUAGGAAAUUGGAUUAAAGGUAGACAUGGAUUUUUUUUUUAUCUGGCAAAGAUAGCUGAUCUAAUGAGGAUGCUUUUUUCUUGUUAAAUGAGACUAUCAUUACCUGUGCUUACCUAAAAGGCAAUUAUGUGAAUUGGAUGUCUGAAGUAUAAUUUGUGCAAGAAUAGUAUCUGUAAAUACAUUUAAAUGAACUAAAGAUAUUUAAUAAAUAUAGUAUUUAUACAAUA
Messenger RNA from Sceloporus undulatus (fence lizard), 4706 nucleotides. It is a transcript of the gene PPTC7, whose product is annotated as protein phosphatase targeting COQ7. The record is from RefSeq and is a predicted model, not a curated record. NCBI's taxonomy places the organism in Eukaryota, Metazoa, Chordata, Lepidosauria, Squamata, Phrynosomatidae.